Molecule: messenger RNA, 679 nt
Organism: Ichthyophthirius multifiliis
Lineage: Eukaryota; Ciliophora; Oligohymenophorea; Hymenostomatida
Exons: 5
Biological process (GO): phospholipid biosynthetic process
Cellular component (GO): membrane
Molecular function (GO): phosphotransferase activity, for other substituted phosphate groups
Source: RefSeq, a predicted model, not a curated record
AUGUUUGACAUUUAUCUAAGAGAAUUAAAAGAAAAAAUAUUUAAAAAUUUUGUUUCUUCAACUCCUUAAUGUGUAACUCCUAAUUUAGUUACUUUAUUUUCUUUAAUUUUUGGGAUUAUUUCAGCUUUGGCAUGCUCUUAAGGAUUAUAUACGAUUGGAUUAUAUAGUUGGAUAAUUAAUAGGAUACUAGAUGGAUAUGAUGGAACACUAGCAAGAGUUAGAAAAAUGUAAACAGAUUUUGGCGGAUAUUUUGAUAUUAUUGCAGAUUUCAUAACAUAUUCAAUAGUACCAAUAGGGAUAGCAUAUUAAAAAUAAAAUAUUUAAGUUUAUUUCGCAUUAUCUAUUAUGCUUGGAACUUUUUUUGUAAACUCAGUAGGGCUAUUUUAUUUAAGUGCUAUUUUAGAAAAAAGAAAACUUACUAAAAAUAACGAGCUUACAACUAUUAGUAUGCCUUAGGCUUUAAUAGAAGGAACUGAAACAGUAGUUAUGUUUUCUCUUUUUAUAAUAUUCCAAUAAUAAAUUGUAUUUUUGUACUGGCUUUUUUCUAUUGGUGUUUCAAUUUCAAUUACAUAAAGAGUUAUUUUUGCAAAAAAAGUACUAAAAGAAUGAAACAAUGAUAUAAAAAAACUAUAAAUUUAUUAUAAUAAUUUUAUGUGUAUUUUAUAUUUUAGUCAAUUAU